This is a messenger RNA of Homo sapiens (human), 2122 nucleotides long. It is a transcript of the gene TMEM275, whose product is annotated as transmembrane protein 275. Bases 761 to 1294 code for a protein of 177 amino acids. Gene Ontology annotation, cellular component: membrane. NCBI's taxonomy places the organism in Eukaryota, Metazoa, Chordata, Mammalia, Primates, Hominidae. The transcript has 4 exons. The record is from RefSeq and is marked validated.
AGUGGUUGCUAUCCCUGCCUGGCAGGACCAUCAGCAGCAGGUUAGAGAGCAAAUGUUCAUGCAGAUGAGGAGCUUCCUCAGGAAUCUGUGGUCUGUAGAUGCCCUCAAGGGUCAACAUGUGCUUUCUUUGCUAAGAUUUGGGGAUUUCUGACUUCCUGCCAGCUUGGUACGGCAACAAGGUGAUUCUGGCUAGAGUCUCAGUAGGGCUGCCACCUCUCAGCAUGGUGCCAGGAGAGGGAGCCCUGGAGUCAUCAGCUCUGGACAGGCCUGGAGGUGGCCUUUCAAGUCCUCUGACCUGCGCAUCCUGUGUGUUGCAAGUGAAGGAUCUGACACUAGCCUUCAUUUUCACUCAGUCAUCAAGCUUUCUCCAUCUCCACUGGGUAUAGGGUUUGGACACUCAGAAAGAAUUCUAGAAUCCAGUGAUAGAUCCCAGAACCAGAGACAUCUAGAGAAUCCUAGAAAGGAAUUCUAGCAUCCAGCAAUUAGGCUUUUGAAUCCAGGUUCAACAGUAAAACAAUGGGGAGUGGAAUGGAGUUAGGACUACUGAAGACGAUGAUUAUCAUGUGAUGAGCACCUAAGCUGAACUGGACACUGUGCUGAGCACUUUCCAGCCACUAUCUCACUCAAAUGAGUUCAGGACCAGCGUGAGGAGGCUCCUGGCAGUUGCCCACAGGACCAGCGUGAGGAGGCUCCUGGCAGUUGGGCUGUUCCGGGCCGGCGGCAGGAGGGAGCUUGAUGCGUGCCUGGCGUGCGCAGGCCGAUGCCGCCGGCAGAAAAGAGCGAGGGGCCACCGGUCCCGGCGCCCGCGGAACGCGCCCGGGGCCGGGUGCCCGGCCUGCCGUCGCCGGCGCUGUGCUGCGCCUGCGGUCUGUGCGCGCUGCUGGCGGGCGUGAACGUGACGCUGGCAGGCGCCUUCGCCUCCUUCUUGCCCGAGCACAACGCGCUGCUCGUCGUGGGGCUGGCGCUGCUGGUGCUGGCGCUCGGCUUCUUCGCGGCCUGCUGCGUGUGUAGCCGCCGGGGCCUCGCGCCCCGUGGGCGCUCGGCGGCCGCGGCGGGCCCGGGCCAGGGUGGCGGCCGCGCCGGGCCCGUGGCGCUGGAGAUGGAGAGCAGCGAGCCCACGGCACAGGACACCACGGCCGUGCAGCUCAGCCCUGCCGUCUCCGCCGCGUCCUCCGGCUGCUCCAGCCCCGGCCCCAGCCCCCUCGCCCUGGAGGCCCCGGCGCCCGCGGCCGUCUGCGCGCUGCGCUCGGAAGGAGUCCAGCUCAACCCACCCCGGGCGCGCGCCGCCCCCUAGCGGACCAGGGCCCCGCCGUGACUCCGCUGUCCGGGUUCAUUCCCCUUCCUUCAGUGCCAUUUAAGGGGGGAAAAGAAAGAAAAGAAAAAGAAAAAAGAAAACCUUUUCUUCCUUCCUUCCUUUCUUUUUUACAAGGGUCUGGUGCUGGGCUCAGGUGGCCUCAUCUUUUCCAUCUCCCAAACUCCUGGGUAGAAUGUGGUGAUGGUGUCAGGGGUCACACCCCAAAGAAGGGAGCAGCAGAGCCUUGGCCCCUUAGACAGGGUCUCUGGUCUCUAGUAAACCUUACCCAUCCAGCUUGCUGAAAGUAGGCCCCUGGACCCUGGAACCCUGACACUGCCACCUCCCCCUGGCAUUUGGGCACUGUGAACCAAGGAGCACCCACCCUGAAGGGGCUAACCACCAGCAGUCCCCCCAGUGAGGUGGGAGGAAGAGAGGGAGAAGGGUUGAAUGUCAGCCUGGGCUGUCUCUGUCCUUGCACACACCGUGAAAGGCUUCCAGUCCCCUCUCCUGCCCCUCCCCACCUUCCUUGUUUCUACCCCAACAUGACCUUUGGGAUUCAUUUGGCUGAGAAGCCGUGGCUCUGACUUGGGCCAGGAUGGUCCCUAGAAUUAGGGCCGGGGUGAGCACUCCCCACCCUUUCUGUCUGACUAAGAGCAAGAGUAGCUGAGACUGGGGCCCUGACAGAGGUGAGUGGUGAGGGAGCUUCUGCAGCCCUGAAAGUCCUAGUGUGACUUUCACUGCCAGCAAUGCUGGCCCCCACCCACCCUGACUGUGGCACACCAUGCAUUCCUGCAGUGCCUUACUCCUCAAUAAAGCACCUUUGGAGUC